This is a messenger RNA of Patiria miniata (bat star), 3838 nucleotides long. It is a transcript of the gene slc12a8, whose product is annotated as solute carrier family 12 member 8-like. Gene Ontology annotation, biological process: potassium ion homeostasis; potassium ion import across plasma membrane; chloride ion homeostasis. Bases 300 to 2438 code for a protein of 712 amino acids. Gene Ontology annotation, molecular function: potassium:chloride symporter activity. Lineage: Eukaryota; Metazoa; Echinodermata; Asteroidea; Valvatida; Asterinidae. The record is from RefSeq and is a predicted model, not a curated record. The transcript is spliced from 12 exons. Gene Ontology annotation, cellular component: membrane.
CUAAAAACUAAUACUGCAUUAUUUUUUUCGGGAACCGUGAAACAAAUCGACACUUUGACACGUCUGAUGAAUUCCUGCAUUUGUGACCUCCAGAGUUUCACGAUUUCGAUGACAGUUUGACGGAUGAUCACAUACCUGUAUCCUGUCACGAAAGUCAUGUAAAUGCAGCAUGGAAAAUGUAGGUAGAGACAAUCUACCCUUCACAUAGAGUGAGAUCUUCUGCCAGUCAGACCUGUCGACCCCCCCCCCCCAGGAUAUUUAGCUCCGCCCAUCUGUGACCCCUGACCUCUGACCCCACAAUGUCUGACGGCUUGAUGGAUCAGGAUCAGGAGAGCGCCCCCUUGGCAGGGAAGAAGGGAAAACCGAGCAAGAACAUCGAGUGGGGGAAGUUUGGAUUGAAGGAGGACCAGCCCGGCGAGAAUGGUGCAGCGCUGGCAGGGGAGGGAGAUGGGUACCAGACCGGCGGGGGCAAGGAGAAAAUCCAGGAGCUUUAUGAUGAGCAGCAGGGAUCAUUGACAAGCCAGAAGCCAUGGUGGAAAGCCAACUUCUUCGUCAGGGAGCCGGUUCUCUUCGGUACGUGGGACGGCGUCUUCACGUCGUGUAUGAUCAACAUCUUCGGUGUGGUCAUCUUCUUGAGAACCGGUUGGGUUGUGGGUAAUGCUGGUAUCGGCCUAUCUUGCCUCAUAGUUGUACUUACCGUCAUAGUAGCCCUCGUGGCAGCUCUAGCGGCCAUUGGUGUCUGUGAGAGAUGCCAUAUAGAGAGCGGCGGCGUCUAUUUCUUAGUUUCCAAAGUUCUAGGAGCCAGGAUAGGGGGAGCUAUCGGGAUGUUAUAUGUAUUUGGACAGACCGUAGCAUGCGCCCUCUACUGCACAGGGUUCGGCGAGUCCGUCGCGGAGACCUUCCAAUGGGACAACACGUGGGCCGUCCGCGGGGUGGGCAUUGCCACGAUCCUGCUGCUACUGGCCGUCAACAUUGCCGGGGUCAAAUGGGUGAUCAAGAUGCAGCUGAUCCUGCUGGCCGUGCUGGGGAUCGCCACGCUGGACUUCCUGGUGGGGACAUUCGCCCAGUCGGACCGGGAAAAUGGCGUCCUAGGCUUCAACAGCCUCGCCUUCACCAACAACUCGGGCCCCUCCUACUUAGAAGGCGAGAACUUCUUCACGGUCUUCGGCGUCUUCUUCCCGACGGCGACCGGCGUGAUGGCGGGCAUCAACAUGAGCGGGGACCUGAAGAAUCCCAAGAAGAGCAUCCCGUACGGCACGCUGUCGGCGCUGGGCGUGACGACUAUACUAUACUUGCUUUUUGUGUUGCUACUCGGGGCGACGUGCGCUCGUUAUGCAUUGCAGGAAGACUACAUGAUUGCAGAAAAGGUAUCUCUGGUAGGGUUCCUAUGGCUGAUGGGCCUGUACAUCUCCAGUUUGUCCUCCUGUCUAGGGGGUCUAUACGGAGCCCCUCGCAUCCUUCAAUGCAUCGCUAACGAGAACGUCAUCCCCAUCAUCAAAGUGCUGGGCCACGGGAAAGGGCCCAACAAGGAGCCAAUCUUUGCCUCGCUAGUCGUUUGUUUCGUCGCCAUCCUCUUCAUCUUCAUCGGUCACGUGAACGAGUUGGGCCCCAUCGUCACCAUGCCGUUUCUUGUCACUUACGCAGCCAUGGACUAUGCCUACUUCUCCCUGGCCAUGAGCUACGACAAGGAAAAAAGCGCCAAGUCCAAGAAAGAGAAGGACAGCCUCCUGGCGCACGUCCUGAACAAGAGCGACGACAAGACGUAUGGCGCCCUCAAGAGUGACGUCUUACCCAAGGACGACCCCUUGCACGAGUUCAAAGAGGACAUCGAAAAGGCCGAGAAGAUGUUUCCCAAGAAGGACGAGGAGAAGACGGGAGGACAGCCCGCGGGUGAGGACUACGACGGAUGGGAGAAGAACCGAGGGGGCGGUGACGGACCGGUGGACGUCAGCGACAAGGAAGGGCUGAUUGAUUCGAGCGAUGGGCAAGAUAAGCAAGAUAACAACAGACCAUUUGGCACCGUCGAUCGCAUGCCAGCAUCGUGGUAUUCUAGGUUCUGCAAUCGAUGGGUGUCUUUUCUUGGAAUCCUAGCUUCGUUUGUCAUCAUGUUUGCCAUCCAGUGGGGCUACGCUCUUGCCAACGUCUCCGUCUACUUAAUCCUCUACAUCUACAUCGGCCAGGCCAACCCCGGGGUGACUCCGGGCAUCUCAGAGUUCAAAUUCUUCCAGUGGAUCAAGUCGCUCUUCAACAGGCUAUGCAGAAGGACCCCACCCCCAGAGGAGCAGAUGGUGGUCCACUCCUCUCAGAACUUUGCGCCGCAGAUCACCACGGAGCAGCUUACAGAGGACAACCAGGACUUCGCCUCAAGAGGGCGCUAUCACCAGUCCAUGGUCAACGACGCCAACUUCGACGAUUUUGAGUACGGUCAGGAACAGUAGCGCCGCAAAAUGUAUUAUACACACAUUUACACAUAAGGUUCACAUACCGAUAGUCUUUUUCAAAAUAUGGCCGACACAACAUGAAGGCGCUAUUCGGAGUGGGUAAAUUUGCCAAAGAGUAACUUUUCAAGAGUUUACCCGCAAUCAAAUAGCGCCCUCGUAUUGUGUCCAAAUCUCAAAAAGUGAAUUUUCUUGAACCUACUUCACUUUUCUACAGUCCUUGUGGUCACAAAUCUCUUUCUCUGAGAAAAAAUUGCGAAAGGAAAUAAGGAAUUAAGAGUAGCUUGAUGCCAUGCAAAUGACCUCAGGUCAAAGGUUACACAAAAAUCUAUCCAAUCAUGACACCAGAGGGCAGUAUUACAUACUUGUUGUCAACAAAAUCAGCUGUUUAAGUCAGUUUUCAAAACAUUUGAAGAACUUUCGAUGACUUUUUUUUUGUGUUUUAAAAUUGGCUUUUAAAGUUAGUGGUCUUAGCAAUUUGAUGGUCACAGUUUCAAACUUUGCGGUCAGUAACUAUUCCAUUCAUUAUUAAAACGGGUUUGGUAUGAAUUUACCAAGUUUUUUGUUAAGGUUGUCACACUAAUGUUUUAUUUUAAACUAAAGACCAAAUUUACCACAAAUCCUUCAGACAUAGCAACAAAACAAAUCAACAUGUAGUCAAAUGUCAAACAUUUCUUGUCCAAAGAUUUUCGGUUGUUUUUCUUCGAAUGGAAACUUUUUUUGCAAAUUGUUUGAGUUCAUGCUGUUAUUUUCAUGAGGUUGAGUUGCAUGUAAAAACCUAGUAUUCAGUUUAUUGUCUGCACUCAUAGAGGUAUUUAUCUCGAGUAUAAAAUCAAAAUGAUAAUAUGUUUCAUUGUUUUAGAGACAGUGUCAGAAUAAUAAGUUAUUGGUCGUGUAAACUGUGCUAAGUUGUAUAUUACUUGUGUAUGAUAGUGAAAAUGAGUUGUACAUAGAUGAAAUUACAUAGCAUGCUGCAAAGUUAGCGUUACAUUGUAAUUUUUAAACUGGUCCAACAUUUGUUUAUUUUCCAAUGAUCGCAUUUUGUUUUAAAAAACAAUUUACUCCCAGUUGCACGACCACUUCAUUUUCUUAAUUCAAAAGAGUGUAAAAAAGUGAAGUGUGAAGCAAUUUUGUGGAGCUUAAAAACAAAACAGGAAUUUGCUAAGCACAAAAAUAUUUGCUUACUAAAAACAGUUUUCCAGCCAAAAUGUUGUGUUGAUUGGGACUCUUUCUCAGCUGAAUAUGCUAAGCGCAAAACAAAUGGUACUGGGUAAUUGUUAUUUUCAUUUUGGUGGAAAUUGUUUGAAUUUUGUUGAAUUCGGGAGGGUUUGGGAUAACACUGAGCUUUCAGAAAAUGUUUACAAGAAAAACUAAAAAAAAAAAAUUAAGAAACAAACAAA